This is a messenger RNA of Etheostoma spectabile (orangethroat darter), 881 nucleotides long. Its product is annotated as uromodulin-like. The annotation marks the transcript as partial. The transcript has 6 exons. NCBI's taxonomy places the organism in Eukaryota, Metazoa, Chordata, Actinopteri, Perciformes, Percidae. The record is from RefSeq and is a predicted model, not a curated record.
UUUGGCGACCUUACAUCUUUUUCUUCAGUUCACCCACUACAGCCUUCUCAGUUUAUUUGUGACCGAGAUAAACUCCAAGUGGGCCUUGAUUUGGCUCGCCUUACAUCCUCUGGUUUGAACCCAUUCUCUGGCAAUCUGGCAUCCUACAACUGCUCCUGGGUCAGAGUGCAUGAUGGUUUAGUGUGGUAUGAAGUGGAAGCAACAGCAGGUGCCUGUGGAAACACAUUGAGGACCAACAGCACACAUGCCGUCUACUCCAAUAUUUUAUUCAUCUACCCAAUGAACAACACGUCCUUCAUCAGUCCUGUGAGUCUUCCCUUCUCCUGCGUGUAUCCCCUGGACACAGACACCAGCCUCAAUGUGGCUAUCAGACCAUUUCUGGCGCUGGCAGGCGGCAUUUCAGGCUCAGGUACCAAAGCCAGAGCCUCCAUGUCUCUGUUCCGCACCUCACACUACACCGAGACUUAUCCAGCAGGCCGGGUCACCCUGCCAGUGGGCUCGCCAUUGUAUGUGGGCGUCUCUGUGGAGGAGAGAGAUUCAAGCUUUGCAGUUGUUCUGGAGGACUGCUACGCCACUCAAUCAUCAAACCCUGACGAUUCCAUCCAACACCCUCUCAUCCAGAACAAAUGUCCCACUGACCGCCAACAAGUGUCAGUGAUUGAGAGCGGCUCAUCCCUCCAUGCUCGUUUCUCUGCCCUGCUCCACAAUGAUUAUAGGGACGUUUACCUUCAUUGCAGCCUCAGCCUGUGCGAACGGACGAGCUUCUCUUGUGUUCCUCCUUGCACAAGUAGGACCUAUCGCUCUGUUUCCAACUCUGAUCGUCUGAGUACCCUCAGCAUUGGACCAAUCAUGUGGGACAAGUCACCUGAGUGAGCUGGUAA